Messenger RNA from Fukomys damarensis (Damara mole-rat), 2751 nucleotides. RefSeq names its product dynein heavy chain 14, axonemal-like. Gene Ontology annotation, biological process: microtubule-based movement. Gene Ontology annotation, molecular function: dynein intermediate chain binding; dynein light intermediate chain binding; minus-end-directed microtubule motor activity. Lineage: Eukaryota; Metazoa; Chordata; Mammalia; Rodentia; Bathyergidae. The record is from RefSeq and is a predicted model, not a curated record. Gene Ontology annotation, cellular component: dynein complex.
AUGUGUCUGAGAGACGUGGAAAUCGAAGCGCUUAGGCUUCACACAUCCCUCCGUCUCCCUUGCUCCCUUCGGAGCUCUUUAGCCUUACCAUUUCCGGGCGUGCUCGAGGUCUCCCACCAUCUAAAGAAGACCGGAAGCAAGGUGGUGCUUGUCCCCCGCCUCAAGUGGAAUCGAGGCGGCCCUUAUGUCCUUGAGUGUUUGCGGACCGAGGAGAGAGCAGAAUGCGGUUCAGGGCGAGGGUGGCGCCGUCAGAUCCAGGCCGCUACUUCUCAAAACCUGCCUGUCAUGGUCACCAGGGACUCAGUGUCACCAACGAAGCUGCAGAACCUCGGCUUCCUUACUCGAGCACCUAAGGGUGAAGGGAGGGCAGGGCCAGAAGCGCUGUGUAUCCCAGAAGUCAGAGAAAACAGAAGAAAUUUAUCAAGAUUACUAUCCAGAAUUAAUAAAGCCUUUGUGACCUGGAAAUUGAAUGUUAAAAGAAUUAAGACAGAGAAGAGCAGGUCAUUUUUACAUAGUCAUCUCUUUUGGGCUGAUGAGUUACUUCAAUCCUGUUUGCUUUAUAUAAGAGGACUCUGUGAAGAUGCCAUUAAUAUCAACAGUGAUAAUGAACAUGUGAAUAAUCCAUCUGCUAUAUGUCUUGUGAAGGUUGCAGAAAAGAAAGACAGUAAAGAAUAUUUUGAGUCAAAGCUGCCUGAAGAUGACACAAUGCAUUUCAAGCUGCCUAAAUAUCGGUGUUUUUUAGAAAUAAUUGCCAGGUUUCUCAUGCUAGUUGACUACAUGUUUCAAGAACUCAUCCGUCAGCUAAUGAACACUGCAGUCACACUACUUUUGGAGUUACUCAGUGGUUCUGCAAGCAUGCCAUUUUCAAUGGAAAAGAAGAAUGAAAAUUUUAUCAGAACAUUCAAGGAUGACUUUUUUCCCAAUGAAAAUAUGAUAAAUGAUUGUGAAGAACUCAUUAAUAACUCAAGCACGCAUGCUGUUUCUGUUCAAAAGUCAGAAGUAAAAAUGCACACUGAUAUUAAUGAGAUUUUAAAUAAAAUUAAAUUGGGGAAGAAUUUGAGAAAAUCAUAUGCACCGAUAUUUGAAGUAAAUCUACGCUUGCAAAUUCCCGCUGAGAGUGAUUCCUCAGAAAAUUCUGAAGAGAGUUUUUAUGAGCCUGAGCAGGACCCUAAAAAAUGUAUGACAUAUGAAGAUGAGAUGUCAAAAAGCAGUCAAGAAAAAAGUUGCUUAAGUGAACAACUGUUCCCUAAUCCCAAGAAACCAAAAAAUUUUACUUUCAACCUUGAAGAUAUCCUUUCAGACACAGAAAUCACAUCUGAGUUUGAGGAUAUAAACAUGUACGAUAAAUAUUCAGAAUUCCCUACAAAUCUUAUAGAUCCAAACAAAUUGGAGUUUUCAAUAAAAAUUCAAAAUAUGGUGGAAAAUAUUGAAAAACAUAUAACUGCAAUUACUCCUCUUUGCCAAGAUCCCCGUCUGUCCAUCUUUACUGGUUUGGGUACAAUUAUAGAUUUAUCUAAUAAUAUAGGAAGUAUAAUAAAAUAUAAGAAGCAGACCAGAUGGCCAGAUCGUCAGAUCCUUUUUGAAAUGGACCCUGCCUACCAAAAUAAAAUUGUGAGCUUCCUGACUAUUAUUGGUAAUUCGAUGAGCCUUGUUAAUAUUUACAGCUACAAGUUUCUAAAGUAUUGUACUAUGGUGGAGAAGGCCAAAGCCCUAAGCAUGAAUAUAUCAUCUAUGGGAGAAUUAACUUCAGCACAGUUUAAUACUAUACUGCAUAAAUUCAAAAACUACUUUGGACAUAUUGUGACUAUGGCUAUUGAGAAACGCAUUGGCAUUUUCAGUGUUUUAAGUUUUGAUUAUCAGUCAGAAUGCUUACUGUAUAUCGAUAACAUCAUACAUAUGAGCCAGGACCUCUUGCUGCAUAUAACUGAGGGAAAAAAUACAAGCCUACUGGAAAUUGUAGAAUCAUCAUUGCGACAACUGGAAUGUGAUCCCACUAAAAUGGAAGAAUUUGUAGAACAUUUUACUUUUUUGGAUGAAAUCUCCUCAGAAAUAUCCGAAUUAGAGAAAGAGUAUCUGACAGUUUCUCAGCUGUAUUCUGUUGUAAGACAUUACCAGAUCAACGUUUCAGAAGAGCAAAUUGCCAUAUACACAAUCCUUUGCAUCAAGUUUAAUCAACUAAAAACAGUUAUAAAGUUCAGCAAACUAAAUAAAGAUGCCACUAUAACUAAAUUUAGGGAUAAUUUGGAAGAAUGUAUCACUGAUCUCCGAGUGGAUGUUAGUAAUUUAAAAGCCAAAAUAAGAACUCCUGUUCUGCUGUGUACCAACACCAUUGUGCCAACAGCAAAGGAGAUGAUCCAGACUCUCUCUGAGGAGGCUGCCAGCCUGGCUCACAAAGCUAGAAUGUAUGCAAACUACCAGGAUCAUUUCAGUGACGCCCAGGCUCAUAUGCGUUCUCUCAAUGUGGAAGAAAUCACACAGAUUAUGCUCUCAGAGAUCUCUGACAUUGACUGUGAGUUAACUUUGAGGAAAAUACUGUGGGAAGCACAGGAGGAAUGGGGCACGCUCUUCCGGGAGUGGAGGAACUGUUCUCUUCAGAGUAUUGACGUAGACUUAGUGCAAAGAAAUGUUUCCAAAUGGCUGCAUACAAUCUUUGUACUAGAAAAAGAUGUUUCAAUAUGAACAUGAAAUAAAUGAAGUAUCCACCUCAGCCAAUAAUGAAGCUGCUCUUGAAAAAAUGCUGUCUAAGAUUAU